UCAUAGAAUUAAUUAUGGAUAAAACUAUCCAGUUUAUCAGUUCUGCCUUACUGAAGGCUGAAUCUCCAGAUGCAAGAAAAUCCUUGAUCGAAAAGCAACUGCAGCGAUUAGUUGAAAAGGACAGUAAAACUGCCUCUGCAAGUGUUGAAUUUCCACCAGGUCUGGAAUGGUUUAAUUCUUCAGGACCUUUAUCUUUCAAGUCAAACCUUCAAGGAAAGGUGGUCGUACUGGACUUCUUCACAUACUGCUGUAUCAACUGCAUGCACAUCCUGCCAGACUUAGAGGCACUUGAGGAAAAGUACUCUGUAGAAGAUGGAGUUGUUGUUGUCGGAGUCCACUCGGCCAAGUUUGAGAACGAGAAAGUAUCUUCAAACAUCAAGAAUGCCAUCCUCCGUUACAACAUCCACCACCCUGUGGUGAAUGACCAUGAUGCUGUGAUGUGGAAUGAGCUGGAUAUCCAGUGUUGGCCAACCCUACUCAUCGUAGGUCCAGGAGGUGAGCCCAUCCUGACCAUCAUUGGCGAAGGACACAGGGAUAUUCUCUUUGAAGUUGUCCAACUCUGUCUUGACCACUUUAGAUCAAGGAGUGCCUUGAGCGCACAUAGCCUUCCUUCCGUCGACCUCAAGGAAUCUUUGGCCGACUCUCCACUGCUCUAUCCUGGCAAGAUUACCACCAAUCCCGAAGGCACGCUGCUAGCCAUAUCUGACACGGGACAUAACAGGGUGGUCAUCGUGGCUCUUGAUGGAGUCGUACAAUGUUGCAUUGGAGGUACAGAAUCAGGCUUUAAUGAUGGCCUUUACCAGGAAGCAAGGUUCCAUUCUCCUCAGGGUCUAUGCUGGGCCAAAGAUGUCAUCUAUGUUGCUGAUACAGAAAACCAUGCCAUCAGAAAAAUUGACUUGAAGCAGGAGUGCGUCACCACCAUAGCAGGCACGGGGGAGCAGGGAGGAGAUCACUACGGGGGUGGGCGUGGCACGGAGCAGGUCAUCAGUUCCCCCUGGGAUGUCGUGUUAGGACCCCCUAAUGAAGACGUUUUGUUCAUUGCUAUGGCUGGUACCCAUCAGAUAUGGGGCCUGUUUCUCUCUGAUGGAACGUGGCUGAAAGGAGUGAGUCAUGAAGCAGGAAUCUGUAUGAGCUAUGCCGGGAGCGGCAAGGAAGAAAAUCGCAACAACUCCUACCCCCGCAAAGCUGGCUUUGCGCAGCCCUCUGGUCUGGCCCUCGCCCCCUUGGAGCCAUACAACUGCAUGUUUGUAGCGGACAGCGAAAGCAGCUCAAUCAGAAGGAUAGCCUUCAAAGACGGAGCUGUGAAGAAUGUUGUUGGAGGGGAAUUGGACCCGAUGAACCUGUUUGCGUUUGGAGAUGAAGACGGUAAAGGCAUUGAGGCGAAGCUACAGCAUCCUUUGGGCGUGGCCUGGAACCACAGUAAAUCCCUCUUCAUAGCAGACUCAUAUAAUCACAAGAUCAAACUCAUUCACGAUGUGUCAAGUCGGUACUGUUCAUCGUACGCUGGUACAGGAGAACCUGGUCUGGGAGAAGAAACGGAUGCCUCUAAAGCACAGUUCAAUGAGCCGGGAGGCUUGGUGGUGUCUCCUCAAGGGUAUCUCUAUAUAGCUGACACCAACAACCAUGCCAUCAGGUGUAUUGAUAUCGCAACGUCUACGAUCACUACGUUGAAGGUGGUACUUCCAUCCAUCACAUCAGUUGACAGCAAGCCAAGUGCUUCAACGGUCGUCAAGAGUAAACUUCCAAAGAAUGUAACCCCUAGAGCAGUAGAUGGUGUUUCUGUAGGGUUGGAAGGCUCGGUCAGCCUGUCGCUUAAUGUCAGUCUUCCAUCGGGAAGCUACCUCACUGAAGGAGCACCAAGUGCCUGGCAGAUCUUCAUUCCAGGCUCAGAAAAUCAGCUGGUGAUGGCAAUGACCAACCUUGGACACCUGAGUGACCCCUUACCAUCAUUUUCCUGGACACCUCCUGUUGAUGCUCAGAUGCCUUUGACAUUGCAGGUGGAAUCGGUGAUCUACUACUGUCUCCCCUCGGGGGUGUGUUGCAGGCAAGCCUUUGGAUUCAGUGUUCCAGUUUCCAGGAUAGAGGGCGCUCCACCGACUGUGAAGGUUGAACUGUCACAUCAAGUUCUGGAAAAUUCUUGAAGUCUUCAUCUGCAGCAUCCAGUAGCUUCAGAUGCUUAAUCCAAAUACUUUUAACCACUGCCUUAAUCCAGAUGCUUA
This is a messenger RNA of Lytechinus variegatus (green sea urchin), 2219 nucleotides long. RefSeq names its product NHL repeat-containing protein 2-like (gene nhlrc2). The coding region runs from base 15 to 2141 and encodes 708 amino acids. Lineage: Eukaryota; Metazoa; Echinodermata; Echinoidea; Temnopleuroida; Toxopneustidae. The record is from RefSeq and is a predicted model, not a curated record. Gene Ontology annotation, molecular function: protein binding. The transcript is spliced from 9 exons.